AUGAAGAAAUGUGAUAAUGAUAGAAUAGCUUAAUAAAUCUAUGCUAGCUAGAUGUUAAAGUUGUAGGGUAAAAUAUUAGAAAAGAAAUUGGCCAAAAAUAGUUCCAAGAAUUAAAUAGAAACCUAAUCAUAAAAUAUUUCUAAUAACAAUAGUCCUGCAGUUGGAAGAUAAAAGUCAUAUGAGAACCUUUAAAAAGUUAACAAAACCUUUAUUAAUUAACCACCUUCAUAGUAGAAAUUGGGAAGCAUUUUGAAUGUAAUCAGUGGUUCAUAACAAAUACACAAAUAAUAAAAGUAUUCCAUCAACAACGAAUUGAUUGAAACAGUCAAAAUAUCAAACUAAUUACGCAAAAAUUAAUCAAUGAUACAUAUUGAUUAAUAGUCUCCUGCUCUAACUAAAAAUUACUCAUUUCAUCAUUCAGUUAAAAAUAAAAUAAAUAGUAACAGUGUAUCUAGUGAUUAGUCUCAAAUUCAAAAAGUAAAGGAAAAAAUUAAAUUUUUAUUAUAAGAAAGGGAUUAAAAUUUACCUUAAGAUGCUAAAGAAUUGAAUUUUAUGACUAAAUUCAAUUAAAUUUUAAACUAAUUAGUAGUAACUUUGUUUCAAGAAUCUAAUUUAUAAAACUCAUAACCAUAGUUAAAUUUGCCAUCUUCAAGUUAAGAUACAUUCUAAGCUAUUUAGAUUGAUCAUUUUUUUAAAAGAUAAAUUUAAAUAUUGGAAUAAUCCUAUCAGGUGUAAUAAGAGAAAAAGAAAUUAGAAAAUACAUUAUUACAAGUAAAAAAGAAGUGUGAAGCAUUAAUGUAAGAAAACGAAUUACUAAAUGUUAAUUCAAUUUAAUAAAAUGAAUUAAUAGGAUAAAUGAAAUAAUAAAUUGAAAGUUUAAUAAAUAACAAAGAAAGCAUGCAAUCACAAUCAGAAACUUAAGAAUUGAAAUAUCUCAUAUAAGGAUAAUUCGAAGCAAUCUAAAAGUUAUUAUAAAGGGAACAAUUAAUGAAGGUGUUUUUAAAAAGAGUUGGAGAUAGUUCAAUAAUAGAAAUGUUCGAACAAUUUAUAUCUAAUGCUGAAAAUAUCAAUCCUGAUGAUACAGAUGGAAAUUUAAAUAUUGAUAUGUUACCAUAACAAAAAUAGAAAAGUUAAUACAAGAAUGUCAAAUAAAAAGAGUAGUUAUAAAUAACAGAUAAAAUUAUUCAAUAAUAUGAGAAAAGUUAUAAACAAUUAGAUUUAUGUGAUUCUCUGUUGGCUGAUGAUUCAAGAGUGAAUGAUUCAGAAGAGAGUAGUUUUGGUUACAUGGGGAAGGAAUAAGCAACAGAAGUUAGUUGUUACUUCACAUAAGCAUAGCAAUUCUAAGAAUAACCAUAUAUCAAGAAAGUGAAAUCCAAUAUCAAGGAUAAACUGAAGAUCAACAUGAUGGAUAUCCAACUAGCAUAAGCAGCUUAACGAUAAGAGUUUAUGAAAUAAGAGUAAGGACAAGUAAAUGAAAAGAUAUUACCUGAUGAUAUCAAUAAUGAAGAUUUUUGAUGUUUAUGUUUAUUAUUCUAU
Molecule: messenger RNA, 1536 nt
Organism: Paramecium tetraurelia
Lineage: Eukaryota; Ciliophora; Oligohymenophorea; Peniculida; Parameciidae
Exons: 7
Source: RefSeq, a predicted model, not a curated record